Molecule: messenger RNA, 1847 nt
Organism: Drosophila sulfurigaster albostrigata
Lineage: Eukaryota; Metazoa; Arthropoda; Insecta; Diptera; Drosophilidae
Gene: Drip
Product: aquaporin
Exons: 4
Coding region: 860-1603 (247 amino acids)
Biological process (GO): transmembrane transport
Cellular component (GO): plasma membrane
Molecular function (GO): water channel activity
Source: RefSeq, a predicted model, not a curated record
AUUUGCGCUCGAGCAGCGAACGUGGCAGCAAGCAAAAGCAAAAGCAUAAAGCAAAGACAAACAGCAAAGCCAAAGGCAACGGCAAAACGCAAAAAGCAAAGACAAGCAAAAUCAAGUGCGAAUCGAAUCGAAUCAAAGCGAAGCGAAUCGUUUUGAAUUAAAUCAAAUCAAAUCGAAAUAAUAAAUCAGAGUUCGUCGAGUGUUAACAAUAAUAAUUUAAUUUAAAUUUGAAUUAAAUUUGUGCAAAAUUGUUAUUGUUAUUGUUGAUUGUUGUAAUCGAGUUACGCGCUUUCGUUUCAAGUCAAUUAAGACCCAUCUAAAAAUAAAAUAUUAAGGAAAGAUCUGCAAAGAAAAUACGAGAAGUGGUAAUAAAUUGUUGUCAAGUGAAAUUGACAAAAGUUGGCAAAUCAUAAAUAAAAAAAAAAACACUCUUAAAUCAUUUUUGUGUGUUGGGCGUUUGCGCAAUUGCAGCUCGUUCAAAACAGGCGCUUUUCAAUUUCGAAUUUCAAUUUCAAUUUCAAAUUGAAUUUCGAAUUGAAUUUUUAUGGUCAAGUGGCAAUUGUGCAACGCAGCCAGCAGCCACUUAACCUUAACAAUUAUUAUUACUAUUAUUUGGCAAUAAGACAUUUGGCACAAUAAUUUCAUUCAAGUGCGCCAAAAAAUAUCAAACAACGGUAUCAACAACAACCACAACAACAACACGAACGCACUUUUACCACUGCGAAAUAGACAACGAAAGCAAAACAACAAAAACACAACUCAACGAACCCACGCGGCGAACGCUAAACUCUAGUGGCUACAACAACAACAACGACAGCAGAAGCAGCAGCCAAAGACAAAAAAGAAGAAACAGUGCAAAAUGGUUGAGAAAACAGACAUGUCGAAAUUCGUAGGCGUUGCCGAUAUCACGGAGAACAAGAAAAUCUGGCGCAUGCUGCUCGGUGAGCUGGUUGGAACAUUUUUCUUGGUUUUCAUCGGCGUUGGCAGCACGGCGAACGGAAGUGCAUCAGUGCCACAGAUCGCAUUCACCUUUGGCUUAACCGUAGCCACAUUGGCUCAGGGUCUUGGCCACAUCAGCGGCUGUCACAUCAAUCCGGCUGUAACCAUUGGCUUUCUGAUCGUCGGCGAGAUGAGCAUCCUCAAGGCAGCCUUCUACAUAAUCGUUCAAUGUGUGGGCGCCAUUGCUGGAGCUGCCGUCAUCCGGGCAGCACUCAGCGGAAUUGUGACCAUUGAACUGGGUGUCUCUUCGUAUAAUGAGUCUCUGGAUGCUGGUCAGGUGGUGUUGAUCGAGGCUCUGAUCACCUUCAUUUUGGUGUUUGUGGUCAAGGCUGUGUCGGAUCCCGGUCGCCAGGACAUCAAGGGAUCGGCUCCCCUGGCUGUUGGUCUCUCAAUUGCCGCUGGACAUUUGUGUGCGAUUAAGCUCAGCGGUGCCAGCAUGAAUCCUGCUCGCUCCUUUGGACCAGCUGUUGUCCAGGGCGUUUGGGCCAAUCACUGGGUCUACUGGGUGGGUCCCCUUGCCGGCGGCAUUGUGGCCGCCAUCAUCUACAAGUUCAUCUUCAAGGUGCGCAAGGGUGACGAUGAGGCCAACUCGUAUGACUUUUAAAUGGAGUCAGCAGCGGACUACGAAAACCUUUGUUGUUGUGUGUGUGUACUAUAUAUGUGUCUAUUGUACCGUAGAUGCUUUGCAAUCGCAUUCACAUUAACAUUCACAUUCGUAUUCGUAUUCGUCUCAUUCACGCAAUCAAUGUAUUCCAAACGAAUUGUAUUCGAUUGAAAACGAGCCCACAAUCCACUUAGAUUUAGCCAAGCGAAAGCCGCACAAUUUCCAAUUGUACAAUUUUUAUUUG